AUGGAAGGCUCCAACGAUCAGCUCUCUGACCGUACGCUCCCAGACGGAGGGUACUACCGGGAUGGCGAAGCACAGCCCGGGAUCGAUCUCCAAGCAAGACGCCAGGUGAUUGAAGACCUCGUCUAUGAAGACGAGACUACGUCCUCUAUGAGUGGCGUGGAGGACAGGCUCGUGGUAGCCGAAGAUCCUCCGUUGAGGUUGUUGAGCCGAGUGCCGGUUCCAGCCCCAUUUCAUGAAACUCGACCGUCGCUUGGUCCAUUUCCAGUGAUGGUCCACUCCCAAAAAGUGCAUCAUCAUUAUAAGCAGAUUGUAGAUGAUCCUGCUCUAGCUGUGUUGGAACGAGCACGACGGGACGAACAGAUUAUUGGCCAGGCUGCGGAGUUCGCCCGGGUGUCUGUCAAGAACGAGUCAAUGCAAAGCGCUGGACUUGCGCUGCAAGAAGAGCUCAAGGCGGCUAGACAAGCCGGAGAAGAGCAAGCGAUGCGGGUGGCACAGGCUGAGGCACAGUUGCAGCAUUACCACACACAGCAACAAAUCGCUACUGAUGAGGCCCGAAAGGCCCUCGAAGUAUCUCGGCAGUUGGAAUCUCAAGUUGCCGAAUUAUUGCGCCGUGACCGGGAGGGUGAAGCUGCGAUGGAACGCGAGCGCAUGGCGUGGACUCAGUCUCUUAAGGUUGAGAUGAGUCGUGGCCGGAGCGAUGCAAAUCGUGUUGGAGAUGUCAAUGUUCCUGGGGUUGCACCACCUGGAAGUUGGCCUCAAUCGACUACGGGAGUGGAUUCGGGGAGGAGUGCCUUCUCGGGUCGCCAGCAAAUGGUCCCUCUGCUCAGUGGAUUCGCUGCACCGAAAGCCCCUCGUUACACGGGACAUUCGGUGGACCACCGCAAGACGUUUGCCAAGCAAUACCAUGGGAAGGAGGCGUCAUCGGUCACGAAUGCUGAGUGGAUGGCAUACUUCCAGUACGCCCUCGAUUACCAUGGUCCCGAUUACGGCGAUCUCGAGACGAAGAUCAAGUCGUCUGUCGUUAUGGAUGACAAAGAGCUGGACGCCGAUCGGUGCUACGACAAGUGGGUAUAUUCAUACUGGUCUCUGUUGGAAAGGAACAACAUGAUGUCAUUCCAUACCAAGCAUCCCAAGGCGGCUGUGAAGGCGCUGGUGGAAGGGCUUCGCCCACCCGCGCUCAAGGCAUUCAUGGCGUUUGUUAAGGUCAAGCUGGUUGCGCAACUCGAGUUCACGCGGGCCGCCAAGGUGUCAGGGAUCGUAAAGACUUCGGGAGACGAAUCGUCCCGGGCCGGCUCUGUUGCACCAAGGAAUGUUAAGGCCUUGAUGAACACCGUUUCCUCGGGAACGCCUGGCCGCCAGGACAUCAAGAAGGCGCCAAGUUGUUGGGCAUGUCGCGGAAAUCACAGGAUUGAAGCCUGUGUUGAAGUCUCUGAUGCUGAGAAGAAAGCGAUCCGGGACAAGCGGAAGGGUGAAUGGGCCGAGAAGAAGGAGAGGAAGCCGACCAAAUCAAAGGUCGUGAAGUCUCUCCGUUGGAUGAGUGAGCAGCCAGCUGACGGAUGUUGCUGGUCCGAGAUCCCUGGAGUCGCGCUGGAGAAGCCCAUCUCAACGUUGAUCGACUCGGGAAGUGAUCCCGGGAUGCUUCUCUCCAAUGGUCUUAUCGACCUCAUCGCCCUGCAUUCGAACGUAGAUCUUCAGGCGAAGGAGUUGCCCACGCCCCAGGUCAUGGAGGGUUUUGGCGGCGGACUGUUGUCCCUGUCCAAGCAUGUGCUCCUGCCCGAGCUGGUUCUCUUGACGGGGGAGGCGCCGUUGGUUUUGAAGAACGUGAGCGCUUGGGUGGACACUUCCGACUCGGGAUUGAACAUUACUGUUGGCCGUCCUGUUAUGGAGGCACUAGGGUAUUCGACUGAAGACCUCCUCAAGACAGCUUCCGCAACGCAGGACGCCUACGAUUUGGGUGACCUCUCGGUGCUAGACUUCGAGGGUGCCUCAUCUGCGGCGCGCGCUUUGAAGGCACGUUACGCACAGAUGUUGGCUGAAUCAGGAGACCUCGAUGAUUUCGAGGACGACGUCCCGGCCAUCAAUGGCAACCCCAAGCUCGCAGUGCGCCGCAUCCUGGAGCAGAAGGUUCAAGAAGCGCAAUGCAAGGGAUUGUCUGAAUCCGGCGCUAUUCGGUUGCAUGACCUGCUCCGGGAAUUCGAAGAAGUCUUCCGGGUGCAGUUCCAGGACGAUCCUCCCGUAGCCGUCGACCCCCUGCAGGUUCGGUUCAAGCCAGAUGCCGUCCCGACCACGUGCAAGGCACGGCGCUAUUCUCCUUUGCAAACGGACUACUUGCGCAGCCACCUGGCAGAAAUUGUAGAAGCUGGAUUGGCUCGCCGUACCCUUUGA
Messenger RNA from Aphanomyces invadans, 2385 nucleotides. RefSeq lists its product as hypothetical. The record is from RefSeq and is a predicted model, not a curated record. The transcript has 3 exons. The coding region runs from base 1 to 2385 and encodes 794 amino acids. Lineage: Eukaryota; Oomycota; Saprolegniomycetes; Saprolegniales; Verrucalvaceae.